AUGUCGGUACCUUCGUUUAAUUCCUUUCCCCUCUCCUUCUCCUCCUUCCCCGAGCUAAACCCCGAAAGUCAAUCUAAACCAUCUGAAGCAGGGUCAAGCUCACGAAUCAAUGGAAAUUCGAAACGCAGCAAAGACGGCGAAAGCGAGAGGAAGCGUCAUAAGCACAGACGAAAGCCUCGAUCCAGCUCUCGCUCGCGGCAUGUCGAGAACCAGUCACCCGACGUUGUCACUGCUCCAGACCGGGAUGAAGUUCAGCGUAUAUAUUACUCCGACCGGAAGGGUGACUUUCUGAACAUACAAUACGGCAGUCUGCAUGCCGGAGACGUGCCAAAAUAUCGCCUAGCUCGUGGGGGUAGGAACGUAUUGGGAUUGUCAAACUCUCUUAUAGUUGUUCGGAGAGAUGGGAAGGGCGUUGAGAUUGGCGUAAUGGGGCGACGUAAAUUGUCGAGUUUGACGGACUCGACUUCUCGAGCUCUUCUCGCUGCUCCGCCCACCCGACGCAUUAUCCACUCUGAUAAAGAACACAAGUAUCGUGAAGUUGACGGGUUUAUCCGAAUACCUUCCCGGCACAGUCGACACAAUCUCGACGACUCAUACCGGUCCAUCGUACCAGUUGUUGAAAAUUCCGAUUCGGAAUCAUCUCCAGAGUCCGAUUACGGUCCGGACAACGACGAUGACACUGAUUUAGAGGGUGAUACAGCUUUGUCAUUGACGUCUCACCAAGAAACGCUCAAAACUUUGGAAAGGGCGUUGGCUGUCAACCCUGCUUCUAUUGACAACUGGGUGUCUCUUCUCAAUCAUACGUUGUCUUCAAUCCCCAUAACUUCGAAGAACGCCACCAAGGCUCGGUCUGAAAUAACAGUCUCUCUCCUGACGCGCGCCUUUUCUGCUGACCCCCAGAAUUCAAAAUCGAAGCUUUUACGGCUGAAAUACUUAAAGGCAGGGGAAGAGAUGUGGCACGAGAGCAAGUUAAAGGCCGAGUGGGAAGAUGCAUUACGGGUGGGCGGAGUGGAGAUCUGGAUGGAAUGGCUCGAAUGGAUGACAAGGAAAGGAGAUAGCGGCGUAGAGGGCGUGGUUGACUCUGCCGUACGAGCCUUGCAGUCUUUUGGAUUCGACGAAGAAGGACAAUUAGCAAAAGUCAGAGUUUUUUGGAGGACAGCGGUGGCUAUUCGAAAUGCUGGGUAUUCUGAACGUGCGACGGCUAUGUUCCAAGCUCAGACGGAGCUGUCGUUCAAUUUGCCCAAGUCGCUCUCAGCUGCACCAUUUCAAACACAACUGGACAAGCUCGAAGAAUUCUGGGAGUCAGAAACCCCACGGGUGGGCGAGGAAAAUGCGAAAGGCUGGAACUCCUGGUAUGCUUCAGGCAAGGCUAACAUGCCCCCAGGUCUCACUACAUUUUUGAAACCCUGUGAUUCUACCGAUCUCGAUCCAUACCGCCAAUGGGCUGCCCAGGAGUUGAAAGCCGAUCAAACCUCAAUAUAUCCCAUUCGUGCUUUGUCUGGUGACGCCGGAUGUGACCCAUAUGGCACGAUACUUUUCGCUGACAUACGCCCAAUGAUGUUGGAUCUUUGUGCGUCAAAAGCAAAAGAUGCUCUGCGAAUGGCUUGGAUAUCUUUGCUUGGUCUUCACAUUCCUGGGCUCUCGCUUUCUUUCUUUGGUUCUGCGGACUUUAACUGGGAUGAUCGGUGGAAUAUGACUCAUUUGACGAAAUCCCCUCAUCUACAUGUACUCAUUCCUAAUUCUGGCACGCGUCACAGAUCUACGCCCCAGUCUGUUGCGGGCGUCGCUGUGGGACCAGAACAAGAGUAUCACAGCGUUUUUGGGCCAGUCCGACAUUGGGGUAUGGGCGUUCUCAAUCCUUUGGACAUCAUUUUGGUGGGUCGAAAGGCAUCAGCAACCCUGAGUGCGGUUUGGGGUGCAGACGAUGUUUCAAGUGUCGAUGCUGCACUGGUUAGGCAGGUGUUCAAACAGCUCAGAGAAGGAGAUUGCGAUCAUGAAUGGGACUCUUUGGCUCUAUCUUUUGAAGCUGCGAACAAUAUAAAGAGUGCUUUGAAAUUAUCCAAGGCGUUUCUGUCGACUGCUCGAGAGUCUCUUAUUCGUUGGGGGACCCACGCCCAACUUGAGAGGAUACGGGGUCGUGUAGACGAAGCUCGAAAGGUGUUCAAAACAGUCCUCACUGCGUCGACUUGUGAUCCCACUACGGCAGGUGCGUCCCAGAUUUGGUGGAACUGGGCGGAAAUGGAGUGGCUGGAGGGCGACUCCGAUCUGGCUGUAGAUGUGAUCUUACUUUUCGCUGGAAUUGAAGGGAGCAAGAGUGGUGCAGCAGUAUUGCGUUGCAGACGUAUGCUUGAGGAUGGGAUACAACGCGCGUUUCAUUGGAAGGACCGCGAAGCUUGGAUAACACUGCGGGCUUUGCUUGAGCUUCUUAUGGGAACGGCUAUGAUGGAGGUGCUGGGAAUUUUUGAUUCACACAUGGCUACAAACUGUGGUAUGAUUGAACACGAAAGUCUUACGGUGGCUUCUUUACUCCUGCUCUACCGACAUGGGAUAUUGCUUCGGAACGCGAUGCCACCUGCCAUUCUCAGACAACGAGCCGAGAAGGCACUCCAAGAUUACCCCAGCAAUUCGAUAAUUUUGGGAAUAUUUUUGGAGGGGGAAAAAGGACAAGGAAUUUGGGGCAGGGUGAGGGGACUUUUGGGAGGGAGCGACGCGAAGGUGAAGGAUGUCGCGCGACGGAUUGAGGAGGUUUGGGUUGCUGGAUGGGAAAAGGGUCGGUGGAUGAGCGAGAUUGAACGCACACGAAGUGGACUGUCUGCAGCGACAGAGCAUGAGCGGACUAGAGCAAGCUCCGUGAUCUGGAGAAUCUGUAUUGAGUUGGAGAUUCAGGCAGGGGCGCUUCAAAACGCGAAGAAGCUGCUUUUUAGGGCGCUUGGAGAAUGUCCCUUAGUAAAAGAGUUGUACCUGCUUGCGUUUGGCUCGCUGAGAGGAGUGUUUGACGGCCGAGAGUUGAGUAGCAUUGCAGACGUAAUGGCGGAGCGAGGGCUACGGCUUCGGAAAGGGUUGGAUGAAGUCGUCAAGAAUGGUGAAGUUACCGGCGAGUUAAGUAAUCAAGGGGGCGGAAGCGAAGACGAGAUUGAGUACAACGCACGCGAGUUGAGACGGUUAAUGCCUUACUAG
Molecule: messenger RNA, 3177 nt
Organism: Laccaria bicolor S238N-H82
Lineage: Eukaryota; Fungi; Basidiomycota; Agaricomycetes; Agaricales; Hydnangiaceae
Exons: 8
Coding region: 1-3177 (1058 amino acids)
Biological process (GO): regulatory ncRNA-mediated post-transcriptional gene silencing; negative regulation of RNA catabolic process
Cellular component (GO): catalytic step 2 spliceosome
Molecular function (GO): protein binding
Source: RefSeq, a predicted model, not a curated record